This is a messenger RNA of Somion occarium, 2047 nucleotides long. NCBI's taxonomy places the organism in Eukaryota, Fungi, Basidiomycota, Agaricomycetes, Polyporales, Cerrenaceae. The record is from the annotation of a GenBank genome assembly.
AAGCGCCUGUAAUCUCUCGAAGUAAACCAUGAUGUGAACCUGCCUUUACCGAGUACUUACUGCACCACAACAGACCAUUUAAAAAGAACGAUUGGAUUACCAUUAUGGAUGUGGAACUAAAACGUACGUCUCGUCUGUGGCACCUGUAUAUGACACUCAAUGUCGAGACUCGGUCCCUGAAAUGUGGCAGGCUGUACUUGACCUCGCCACCGUGUUUCAAGGAUCAAGCUAUACUGCAGAACCGUGUCAGAAGUUGUGGUUGUUGCCUUUGUGUGGUUCGCUGUUUGGAGUCUAUGUACUUCUCAAGACCUAGCGGACCUUCCUCAAGGCUGAACGAAGAAACUUACACUUCAAGUUGCCGUUACAAGCUUAUGGCUGUGACUUUGUUCUAAUAUCAACACACACGGUGUGAGGAUGAGUAGCGCAUUCUGCCAACUUUAACUUCUGAUUGAUUCAUGCCGUUAACACUCGUAUGCGUGAGCAUGAAUAUAUAAGCCGAAGAGCAGCGCUCACACAGCCGUCACGUCUUCCACUUGUUUUGCCAAUUUUGAUUUUGUCGUCGUUUGGUUGUUGAUUAGGUUCCAUGGUCAUGGUCUCUAGGUUAUAAGUAGGACGCAUAUCCUGCGGUCUCUUCCGGCCCCCAUCACAUCCCUCGCUACUUAAAGUUCACACUGCGGAGAUAGAAUGGCCCCAAGUCGUGACAACGCGGAUUGGAAAGUAUACGCAAGACAGAUGCUAGCAUUGAACUAUGGUCUUGCACUAUGGCAGCCGUCCCCCUCGUCUCGACACAAGCAGGUACAGAUCGGCGAUGUUGGUUACAUUAGGGAUGGAAGUUUUCGUCUGCUCUUCAACGCCGCCAAGCCUACUGGGGCAGUCCCUGAAGGCUUUGUCCCGUUACAAAUUGGAACGAUUCACCACAACCAGCCCCGGAGCCGGGGUUUGUUAUGGACGAAAUCCAUUAAACUACUUGGUACAGGUGGGGGAUGGGACUUUUCUCAAGCACCCAUCCCCGCCAACGCAGCGGUAUUCUAUUCCUUCCAGACUACCACUACCGAAGGUGCCGCCCUUUUAACGAGGCAUAAAACUCAUCGGUCAGACGCCGAACAACUGGGUCGAUUUCAGAAGUACAUUCGCAAGCACUACAAAUCUUGGUUGCGUUUUGCCAAUAGUCAACUCGAGUAUGCCAUCACUGUCGAUGACCUGCUCCUUGUCACUGGCUGCGAUAUGACCAAGGACUACUCUAUGCUUGCAUUUACGGAGAACCAACAGCUCAUUGGCUUUGAUUUUAGACUCAGAGCCGGGUCUGCCAUGUCUGUUGGUGCCUCUACUUGGGCGUCAUGGGAAUGCCAGUUUCCCACAUUUCAGAACUGGGGUCCUCAGCCUAUGAACAACCUCGAUAAGGCUAUUUCGUGGCUUGACACACCAAAGCGUACGCAGUGCGUCUUUGUUCGUGGAUAUCGUAUUCGCGAGCGGGCAAAAGUCAUACCCACAGUUAUCGAGGCCGGUGCAGAACCCCCAAACCCAGGCAAUGAUGUAGAACGCAGGGGCGAUUCUGGUGGUUUAGCAACGUCUGCCAAUUACACUGCACAGCACUAUGACCCUCUCUACCCAAUAUUUGAAUACAUAUCUAAGGAGUCGGCCGCCGAUCUUGCCAUCAUUCACGACAAUGACUUUUCUGAAUUAUUCCAUAUCGAUUCCAAUGCCGAUGCCGGCACUCUUACCGAUGUCCUGCAUAAAUGGAGACCAAAAAUACGAAUUGAAGACGGAGCCGGUAUUGUCCAUUUUGAGAAUGUCUCGCUAUUAAGAGAUCUACAAGAUUCCAAACCCAAGAAGGCAGCCAACCCUUCGAGUGAGCCACAGGGCCAACCAUCACGUCCGAAGCUAAACACUUCGCCUUCCUCUCAAGCAAGCGUAAUCAUCAGUGGAAAGAUUUGCAUAUGAUUGGGAACAUAUCUACGUUUUCUCAAAGAACACCAAUGUAUUGUUGCAUCCUCUCUUCCAAUUACCUUAUCAUAGAAUGGCAUUCGCAGGCCGUUGCCGGCCAACC